AUGAAACGCUUUGCAAAACAAGAGUUUGAUCCACACAUCUCCCCCACUAUUGGGGUGGAUUUUAUGCCAGCCGCUAUUGACAUUGACGGAUCAUCUUAUAGUCUUUCACUAUGGGACACUGCAGGCGCAGAGGCAAAUGGCAUGACAGCCUUGGCUCCAAUGUACUAUCGCUGUGCUGAAGGCGUUCUUUUAGUUUACGACGUCACAAAAAGAGACACUUUCGACAACAUUAAACGAUGGGAGGACCACCUGAACUACUACUCGGACACAAGCAAUAUAGUUAAA
Messenger RNA from Dibothriocephalus latus, 285 nucleotides. The record is from the annotation of a GenBank genome assembly. NCBI's taxonomy places the organism in Eukaryota, Metazoa, Platyhelminthes, Cestoda, Diphyllobothriidea, Diphyllobothriidae.